This is a messenger RNA of Rubroshorea leprosula, 2045 nucleotides long. The record is from the annotation of a GenBank genome assembly. NCBI's taxonomy places the organism in Eukaryota, Viridiplantae, Streptophyta, Magnoliopsida, Malvales, Dipterocarpaceae.
CUGAUAUACAUUUUUCUGUAUAUAUAUAUAUAUGGUAGAUCAAUUCCUUGUACCUAAUGCAAGGUGUUAGUUAUUCGGAAGUUCCAAUGGGUUUGUACUGUCUUAGAAUGAGAAUGGACUUAAAGUAACAGGUCCCAUAAGUGACAAGUAGUAGGAAGGACAAUAUUUUUUUCGGAGUCACUGUGAAUAUUGGAUUGAGUCUCUAGUGUUCCACCGACUUUGUUCAGAUUCUAUGCCUCUUACUUUCUCCAGCAACCCCAUUUUCUUUAUAAAACCAUGCUCCAUGUUGUCUUUGGCUUGUGGAAGUUGGCAGCAGGACAGGAGAUAAGUAAGAGCAGUUGUAGAAAGCUUUAGUGUCAGGUUGUGGAAUUGUACUGGAGAACAUAGGACAAUCAAAUUCCUGACUUCAGGACACAUGCUAGCAGCCUAAGAUCAAAGAAACGAGAACGCAAGAAAGGAGAAAUGUAUCAGCACCACCAGCAUCAAGGCAAGAACAUCCUUCCUUCUUCAAGGAUGCCUAUCCCUCCGGAAAGGCACUUGUUUCUGCAUGGCGGGAAUGGCUCUGGAGAUUCUGGGCUUGUCCUGUCCACUGAUGCAAAGCCACGAUUGAAAUGGACGUCAGACCUUCACGAUCGCUUCAUAGAAGCUGUCAAUCAGCUAGGAGGGGCAGACAAGGCUACUCCAAAAACAAUUAUGAAACUCAUGGGGAUUCCAGGACUUACCUUAUACCACCUCAAGAGUCACCUUCAGAAAUACAGGCUCAGCAAGAAUCUGCAAGGACAAGUUAAUAUUGGGGCUAAUAAAAUGGGUACUGCUGGAAUGGCAGGAGACAGAACAUCUGAAGCAAACGGAACUCAUAUGAAUAAUCUAAGCAUAGGGCCUCAAACAAACAACAAUAAUAUCCAUAAACCCAGAAGCUUGCAUAUAGGAGAAGCACUGCAGAUGCAAAUUGAAGUGCAGCGAAAACUACAUGAGCAGCUUGAGGUACAGAGACAUUUACAGCUUCGGAUCGAGGCACAAGGGAAAUACUUACAGGCAGUGCUGGAGAAAGCCCAGGAAACUCUAGGAAAGCAGAACUCAGGAUCCGUCGGGCUUGAAGCUGCAAAAGUUCAGCUUUCUGAGUUAGUUUCCAAAGUAUCCACCCAAUGCCUAAAUUCAGCAUUUUCAGAUCUCAAGGAGCUGCAGGGUUAUUGCCCCCAGCAAACACAAACAAACCCACCUGCAGAUUGUUCCAUGGAUAGCUGCCUGACCUCCUGUGAAGGGUCCCAAAAAGACCUAGAAAUACACAACAAUGGGAUGCGUUUGAAGAUCACAGAAGACCCAUUGUUGCCCCCGACUGAAUUAAAAUGGUGUGAAGAUAGGAUGGAGAACAAGAUGUUUCUGUCUUCCAUUGGCAAGGGUGGGGAAAGAAGCUCUGGUGAUUUAUCCAUGACUGUGGGGUUCCAUGGAGAAAAAGGAAAUGGAAACAGCAGCAGCUUCUCAGAGGGAAAAUAUAAAGGAAGGGAAGGAGAGAAUGCAAAGCUUUCGCAAGGAAACAGACUGCCUUACUUUUCAACAAAACUUGAUCUCAACGUCCGUGGAGAAAAUGAUGCUGCUUCAAGUUGCAAGCAAUUUGACCUGAAUGGUCUCAGCUGGAGUUGAGAGGGUUUACUAGGGUCAUUCAGAGAAUUCAGAAAUUGAAAAAUGGAAUAGUUUCAGGAUACGGCCAAACCCAGUUUUGAUCAGAUUGAAGAAGGUGAUACCGUUCUCUCAUUCAGGCUGACAAAAACAGCAUCAAAUCAACCUGAAUUCAAUAAGCAGCAGAAGUUGCAAGAUAGAUGAAUUUUGCUACUGGUAAGAUAGAUUCUCCAGUGGAAUAUAUUUUGUUUUUCUAUCUGAUGUAUAACAUUAAGAGCCGAUGGACAUCAAGGAAGAUGACUUGAUCUGAGUAGGAUGAACUUAGAUUGAAUUUUUUCUUUUUUCUUUGUGCCAUAAAAAAUGAACUCAGAUGCUGAAAUCUUAUUUGUUGUAAUAGGGAAAUGACCAAAUAAACUUACAGCUUAACC